Molecule: messenger RNA, 1995 nt
Organism: Aspergillus saccharolyticus JOP 1030-1
Lineage: Eukaryota; Fungi; Ascomycota; Eurotiomycetes; Eurotiales; Aspergillaceae
Product: putative short-chain dehydrogenase/reductase family protein
Exons: 3
Coding region: 301-1527 (408 amino acids)
Molecular function (GO): oxidoreductase activity, acting on the CH-OH group of donors, NAD or NADP as acceptor
Source: RefSeq, a predicted model, not a curated record
AAAGCUUUCUCCAACUUUCAUCCUCCGAGCUUGCUGCAAUACUUCUGGGCAAUUGCUCCUGUCGCAACCAGUCGUAGCGAUUAUUAUCAUCUUACUUUCAAUCUACUCAGCUUCUCCGAGCGCAAGCGCUCGGCGCUUCCAUCUACAGUUAUCCCCAUCCAUCACUUUUCUCUCGCGCUUUCCUUCAGCAACUAUGAACACCCAGCGCUAGCAACGUAUGCGCCGACGAGCUCUACCUACUCAGCAAACCCCAGCCACCACUACUUCGCCUACCAUCUCAUCAAUCCCCCAAGCAAAGAGAUGCCCAACCAACCACCACCACCAUCCCCCCGCAUCCUCACCACAACCCGUAAACCACCACCCCCCUUUCCCCCCUCAUGCACCACGACUCCUAAUGACCACAAAAGCACAAUGCCCAUAACCCUCGAUCUCCUCCUAGCCGUCCUCGCCCGCACGCUCUUCCACCCCUUCAUCGCUUGGAUCCUCGUGCUCUGUCUCCGCGCCCAAGCCACGCCCUACACGGCGCCGCCCUUCCUGCUUGCCACGGGGUACGCCACGGUGCUCUCCGCUCUGACCGUUUUGGGGAGUGUGAACCGGCGCGUCGCGUACGGGCUGCCCCGGCGCGUGGAUCUGAGCGAGGAGGUCGUGGUUGUGACGGGCGGGGCGAGUGGGUUGGGCUUGUUGAUUGCGAGGAUUUAUGCAAUGAGGGGGGUAGAGGUUGCGGUUUUGGAUGUCAAUGUGCCUGAUGAGGGGGAGAAGAAGGGGAGGGAGGACCAGGGGGAGGAGGGGGAUGGAGUGGUGUAUUAUCGGUGUGAUGUUGGAGAUCGGGGGGCCUUGGAAGAGGUUGUUAGGAGGGUGGAAGUUGAGUUGGGAACACCGACGGUGCUGGUUCAGUGUGCGGCCGCUCGAAUCAACGGUCAAUCGCUUCGCGAACUCUCCGCGGAAGCGUUCCAGAAAACCAUCCGGACCAAUUUGCUCGCGGCUUUCCACGCCUACCAGGUCUUUCUGCCGCGCAUGCUGUCCGCUGCCACGGGCGGGACCAUCGUCACCGUCAGUUCGGUGCUGGGCCAGCUGUGUGCGGCGGGACUGGCGGACUACUCGGCGAGCAAGGCCGGGCUGAGCGCCGUGCAUCGCACGCUGGAGGCGGAGCUCCGGGCGUCGGGCGAUGAUGACAAGGUGAAGAUGAUUCUGGUGGAGCCCGGACAGAUUUCCACGCCGCUUUUCCAGUCGGUCAAAACCCCCAGCCGCUUCUUUGCCCCCGUCCUCGAGCCGGUCCACGUUGCGCAGGAGAUCGUUUCGGCCAUCGACAGCGGGAGAGGCGCGGUGAUUCGACUGCCCACGUUUGCGAUGCUGGUCAAUUGGUAUGCUGUGAUGCCUGUAGGCCUGCAACGGAUCGCGCGGUAUCUGAGUGGGAUCGACAACGCCGUGGCUCAAGCCACCUCGUCCCAGGCAAGACCGUCAACUACCGCAGCCCCGUCGACGGAGAAACCACAGCAAACCACGCCGCUUGCGGGAGAGAAAGACUGAUCUUAUGAUAAAGAAUCAGACGGUCAUAAACGGGAAUUGCAGAGACGUGGAACAAACCACGAUAUGUAUAUAAUGAAGACAGACUUCCACUCAGAGUGCAACUUAGAGCGUAAGACUGCCCAGACACCCUCCAAGCCGAGCAAUGACCCCACGAGCAAGCGCGAUGAGUGACGAAACCCAUCUACUGCUCCCGGGCCAGGAUCAUCUUCUCGCGCUCGCUCUCUCUCUUCUUCAGAUUCUCCUUCUUCGUGUGUUUCCGGACGUUUUCCUCGCGUCUCUUGAUCGCCAUCAGCUCCUCUCUCUUGAUCUCGCGGGCCUUCUUGAUCGGCUUGGGGACGUGGCGCUGGCGUCUGAUUCUCUUGAUCUCGGGCAUGUGCUGGUAUCUCUGGAUCAGGGCCUGGUCGUACUCGAGCUUGGUGCGCUGGCGGGCACUCUUAAUGCCACUGCGAUCGGAUGCAUUGGCGCGCC